Molecule: messenger RNA, 3489 nt
Organism: Nyctereutes procyonoides (raccoon dog)
Lineage: Eukaryota; Metazoa; Chordata; Mammalia; Carnivora; Canidae
Gene: KCNAB3
Product: potassium voltage-gated channel subfamily A regulatory beta subunit 3
Exons: 14
Coding region: 1320-2534 (404 amino acids)
Biological process (GO): potassium ion transport; regulation of potassium ion transmembrane transport
Cellular component (GO): membrane; voltage-gated potassium channel complex; cytoplasm
Molecular function (GO): potassium channel regulator activity; voltage-gated potassium channel activity; transmembrane transporter binding
Source: RefSeq, a predicted model, not a curated record
AUGGGUUUCUCAAAGUGACAGAUAUUACUCAACUCACAGUGGGGUACGUCCAGAUAAACCCAUCAUUAAUUGAAAAUAUAAGUCAAAAAUGCAUUUAAUGCACCUACCCUACCAAACAUCAUAGCUUAGCAUUUUAGUAUAUGUGCUAGUAUAUGAGCACCAUAGCUUAGCCUUAAAUGUGCUCAGAAUACUUAUAUUAAUCUACAAUUGGCCAGAAUCAUCUAACACAAAGCCUAUUUUUAUAAUAAAGUGUUAAAUAGAUCAUGUGACUUACUGAAUACUGUACUGAAAGUAAAAAACAAAAAACCACACACAGUAUGGCUGUAACUGUAUCAGUGUUUUACACUCAACAUCCCGUGGCUGACUGGGGGCUGAGACUCCCUGCCACUGCCCAGCGUCAGGAGGUAUACAGUAUAUUGCUAGGCCAGAAAAAGAUCAAAAUGCAAAGGUUUCUACUGAAUGCCUAUUGCUUUUGCACCAUCCAAAAAAAACGAAAAAAUUGUAAGUCAAACAGUAAGUAGGGACCCUCUGCAUUGACAUUUUGGGGGAGAGGGGCUGUCCUGCGUUUUGUCCUGGCUGCUGAUAGCACAUCCUCGCCCCCCAGUCCCAGUCCUGAUAAUCAAAAAUGUCGCCAGACCCUGCCACAUGACCCCUAGGGGACAAAAUCGCCCGGGACUGAAAACCACCGUGCUGGAGGAAGGUCGCUGGAGGAAGGCCGACCUGCCGCGGGUCCCAGGGGGGUGGGAUAACCACCCUCCCAGGUUCUGCCCUCUAGGCUUCUCCUAGCGCACGGAAUAUUCAAGCUGCAGAGCCUUCGAAGGCGGGGUUUAUGCAGAUGAGCGGCAGGCUUGGCUGAGAGGUGGGUUUAUGCAGAUGAGGGGGCGGUGCCUACAUGUUGAUAAUCUGGGCCGGCUGCCGCCGUGCUGGGAGCCUAGCGGUCCCGCUGCGGUCUGGACAGAGGUGGCAUCUCUCUUCCACCACCGCCCCUCGUCCCCGGGUCCCUAUCCUCCGAGGACCGCCCUCGACCUUCACCUUCACUUAUUUUCCCGUCCUCUCCCCCCGCGCCAGGGACCCCGUAUCCGAAUAUCUGCACUCGUGCCGCCCCCCGCGUUCCUCCCCUCCCGCCGCAAACCCCGCGACCUCCAGCAGCCCGCCCCCGCGGGCCCGAUCCUGCCCCGCGGCUCCCGCCGCAUCCCGCUCAGCCCUCCCGCUCUCCCGGGGCUUGCGCCACUACACCCCCCGCCGUCCGCACCGGGGCUUCCCGGUUCCCAGCUCCUCCCGCCCCCUUAGAGCCCCCUCCCCCGCCCUGGCCAGCUGACAUGCAGGUGUCUAUCGCGUGUACCGAGCAGAACCUUCGCAGCCGGAGCAGUGAGGACCGUCUGUGUGGACCCCGGCCGGGCCCCGGGGGCGGUAAUGGCGGGCCGGUCGGCGGGGGGCAUGGCAAUCCUCCGGGGGGAGGAGGGUUGGGCCCCAAGGCCCGGGCCGCACUGGUCCCCCGACCCCCAGCGCCCCCUGGGGCCCUCCGAGAGAGCACCGGCCGAGGCACUGGCAUGAAAUACAGGAACCUAGGAAAGUCUGGUCUUCGAGUAUCCUGUCUUGGCCUAGGCACCUGGGUCACAUUUGGUUCUCAAAUCUCAGAUGAGACAGCAGAGGACGUGCUGACGGUGGCCUAUGAGCAUGGUGUAAACCUGUUUGACACGGCUGAAGUGUAUGCAGCGGGGAAGGCUGAAAGAACGCUAGGCAACAUCCUCAAGAGCAAAGGAUGGAGGAGGUCAAGCUAUGUCAUCACCACCAAGAUUUUUUGGGGAGGACAGGCAGAAACGGAGCGAGGCCUGAGCCGCAAGCACAUCAUUGAGGGCUUGCAAGGAUCCCUGGACCGCCUCCAGCUGGGAUACGUGGAUAUAGUCUUCACCAACCGUUCAGACCCCAGUAGUCCAAUGGAGGAGAUUGUCCGAGCUAUGACCUAUGUCAUUAACCAGGGCCUGGCCCUCUACUGGGGGACAUCCCGAUGGGGAGCUGCGGAAAUCAUGGAGGCCUACUCCAUGGCCAGACAGUUCAAUCUGAUUCCUCCUGUGUGUGAGCAAGCUGAGCACCAUCUGUUUCAGAGAGAGAAGGUGGAGAUGCAGCUGCCAGAGCUCUACCACAAGAUCGGUGUUGGCUCAGUGACCUGGUCCCCUCUGUCCUGUGGCCUCAUCACUAGCAAGUAUGAUGGGCGGGUCCCAGAUACCUGCAGGGCCACCAUCAAGGGCUACCAGUGGCUCAAGGACAAAGUACAGAGUGAGGGCGGCAAGAAGCAACAAGCCAAAGUCCUAGACCUUCUUCCCAUUGCGCACCAGCUGGGCUGCACUGUGGCACAGCUUGCUAUUGCAUGGUGUCUCCGCAGCGAGGGUGUCAGCUCCGUUUUGCUGGGGGUGUCAAGUGCAGAGCAGCUGCUAGAACACCUGGGGGCCCUGCAGGUGCUGAGCCAGCUGACGCCGCAGACGGUGAUGGAGAUAGAUGGGCUCUUGGGGAACAAACCGCAUACCAAGAAAUAGUCCGUCGGGGGGCGCAGGCACCCGCAGCGGGGCCGCCUCACUCGCCCAGAGCGCUUCCCCGCGGCCACCCCGCCUCCCGCCGCGUCCCCCACGGCCCGCGGCCAGGGAGGCUCCACCCCUAACGAGUCCCGGCUUUCAGUAGCGAUGCGCAUGAACAAAGCCAUAUCCUCCCGCAGUGGGGCUCGAGAUGAAAAGUAGUGCGCCGCCCCCCAACCCCCUCCUCCGCUGCGUUCCUCCAGGCCUUCCUGCUAAUCCCAGGCAUGAGCUUCCGGGCUGUCCCUUCUCUGCCCUUUGGUCUCGGCUUCCUUCUCCCUUCCCCUAAUCGCUGAGGCCCGGGGGGUAAAAAAAGAAAACAAACCACAAAAAACAGGGCAGAUACAGGCAACAUGCACAUUACCUCAAAAGUGGCCCUAGAGAUGUCAUCAAGGGGUGAUAAUCUAAUAAGAAGUGAGUUGCGACGUCAUCUGGGACCAAGGAGCCGGGGCACUAGUGUUAUUCUGUACAAAGGCAGCCAGGCUGGUCCUGGCAGGAAGUAAAUGACAGUUUUGAGGGACCCUGCCUCCCGUAGAAGGUGAAGGGGAGCUUGAAAGUAGCACUAGUAUCAGUCAAUACUUUGUUCUUGCCGAGAGGGGACAUGAGGGGAAAUGCAGUGACACAGCACUGAGGCAGGUAGAGUGGUUCUUGGGGUGGCCUUGGGGAAAGAGUUGGGCUGUGCUUUGCAGGACAUGGUGACAGCCUUUAAGGGCAGGGCAGAGACCUGGGGCUGGCAUAAAAAUGCCAACCUGGAGCAGGAUUUCCUACCUAGCAGUGGAAGACUGCAGUUUUCCUCCUGGCAAUAAUCUUUUAAAGCAAUAAUGCCGGCCCCUCUUCUGUAAGACUUCCCAGGGAACUGUAAAUAAAAAUCUCAGCUUGAUCCUCAAUAACGUGUCUGAAAUUGUGGGGUUGGGAGGUUAGG